Molecule: messenger RNA, 1829 nt
Organism: Branchiostoma belcheri (Belcher's lancelet)
Lineage: Eukaryota; Metazoa; Chordata; Leptocardii; Amphioxiformes; Branchiostomatidae
Exons: 13
Coding region: 109-1533 (474 amino acids)
Source: RefSeq, a predicted model, not a curated record
GGCACGUUCUGCAUAAUUACCAUAACAAAAUCAGCAGCGAAAGGCUUACGGAGAACUGUAGAAGCCCAAAAUAUCCAACAAAACGGACCAUAUCCUAACCACACAAACAUGCAGACGGGUUCUACUUGUGCCGUAUUGCUGUUGCUUACUCUACAAGGGUACCUUGCAUUGCCUGCCAACCCAGAAUGCACUUCUCUGGACAACAUUAUCAGUCAGAUCCGGUCCCCCCCAGGCGGGACCAUCCACUGUCAUCGCAAUGAUAGCUGCACAGGGAUAGCCUGCACUGGGACUGCUCUGGCUGGUACGGAGUUCACAACCUCAGCCAGUCUCCAACACUGCAGCUCCCCUGUCAGCAUGAGUGUGAACGUGGUGGUGCCAUCUUUAGGUGUCAACUACCACCAGACUAUCCAGCACAACGACAUGUAUGAGAUACCAGGGUUAAGUGGUGAUUUUCCUGUGCUGGGGAUCCAGGAGCACAUACAGGGGUAUCUACAAGUCAAGCUGGAGAAGAAGGAUGAGGACACUUUGUCCAUCGGGGUGAAACUUUUGGGAGGAACAGAAAUCUUUGGUAUGAUGGUUUACCCUCUGGAGUAUGAUGUCAUCCCAGAACAGGACAUCUCUGUCCCCUCUUGUACCCCAGGUCACCCAACGCCCGAGCCUGUACGACCGGCCACAAAACCACCCCAGCCUCCACGGACAACAGUAUACCCACAACCCCCUGUCAGACCCUCUGUACACCCACAACCCCCAGUCAGGCCCACAGUACACCCACAGCCUCCAGUCAGACCCACUGUUCAACCAAAACCUGCUGUAACAACUCCAGCUCCAGACACAACAUCGCAAGCAUCGCCCACCAGUCCUGCGCUGCCCCCUGUUGAUCCAAACGGGCAGUGCAGGUCCAUAGACCAGCUGGCCGCCAAUGUGACGUCCCUCAUGCCCACACUGGCUACCAUCAGGUGCACAAGGAACGCCGACUGUACCGGGGUGAAAUGUUCAGCCAAAACACAAUCAGACGUAAAGUUUACGAUGGACGUGACUCUACAUGGCUGUGCUGACCCCGUCUCCAUGGAUGUCAACAUCAAGUCAGGAGACAUCGGACUGGACCACACUCAAACUCUCACACACAACGGCACCUACACAAUACAAGGUCUGGAGGUGCCCAUAGCUGGGUACACCCUGCCUGGUGUGUACCAGGUCAACAUGGUCAGGCUCAACAAUGGCAUGGAUGUAAAGUUGGUUCUAGGUCUGAGUAAUGGACCGGUGCAGUACAGUUUCUUCCAGCUAGGGGAACAGACAGUCAGCAUGCCUCCAUGUCCCUCAGGAACAGCAAGCAGGAAGCAUUCUGCAGACAGCAAGCACAACACCAUGGUGAUAGUGGGUGCAGUGGUAGGGUCAGUACUGGGCGUGGUCAUGCUGUGUGUGUUAGCACUGCUGAUUCGUCGAUGGAGGAAGCCAUCACUCAGUGUCUACGGUGACAUGCAGGUUCUUAUGAGUGCGUCGAACGAAGACUUUGAGCCAUCCCUUACUGUCUAGCACAGCCCCUCUACACGAGCAGCACAAAUCAGGGCUCUAGCCAGCUCAGAACUCUUUCCCUCAGCCCAGCUCAAAAUUAACAGUGUCCCGAUGGCCACUGACCACUAAAAUGUAGGCUAGGACAACUAAAAAGACACUUUUAAUUAAGACAUUUUUGGGUCAAUAGAAAAAUAAUCAACAUCAGAAUGUCAGCCCUUCUUUCGUUGAUCAGGCACGCGUCCCGGCAUUUGGCUCUAGAAAAGCCCCUCAAAUUUGUCUACUCUGCAAUUAUAACGUGCCUGGGAGUCAGAACGCAA